AUGAAGACUUACGGUAUCUGGAGCACGCUAGCCACCCUUGGCUCAUUCACUCUCUCAUCGGCCAAGACCCUCAACUUCGUCGCACACGAGGAUGAUGACCUCCUCUUCCUGAGUCCGGACCUGAUCCGAGACAUUCUUUCCGGCGAGCCCAUUCGUACCGUGUUCCUGACUGCAGGAGACGCUGGAAUGGGAUCUGACUACUGGAACAGCCGUGAGGAUGGCUCGCGGGCAGCUUAUGCGCGCAUGGCAGUGGCGAGCAACAACUGGGAUGAAGACGUGAUCUACGUCGGAGACAAGACCAUCAGCCUCUACACGCUGCAAGACGACGAUGACAUUUCCCUGGCAUUCAUGCACUUGCCGGAUGGCAACAUGGACGGAACUGGCUUCGGCGGCACCGACCAGAACGACAGCUUGCAGAAGCUGUGGGACGGCGACAUUGAUGUGAUCCGGACUAUUGAUGGCUCGGGUGUUCAGUACACGAGAGACGAGCUGCUUGAUACCAUUGCCGCUCUGAUUGACGACUUUGACCCCGACGAGGUCAAGACGGGUGACUAUGUCAACGACUUUGGCGAUGGCGACCACAGCGAUCAUUACGCCACCGGUUACUUCGUCGACAAUGCAUUGCAGCAGGCCGACAGCGAUGCUGAUCUGACCGGAUACUACGGGUAUCCGAUCCAGGACAUGGAUGUCAACUUGGACGAUUCGGACAUUGAAGACAAGACGAACAUCUUUUACGAAUAUGCUGGUUAUGAUACUGCCACCUGCGCCACUGAUGAUGCUUGCUCGAGUCGGCCUGAGUCUGCUUGGUUGCAGCGUGAAUACGAGCUUUAAGGAAGCUUCUCUUGAGCUGGUCUUCGGGACGAUUUGGCCAUUUACUAGGCUGUGAGACACUGUGUUUUAUUCUCUGCCAUCUUGUA
Molecule: messenger RNA, 917 nt
Organism: Aspergillus eucalypticola CBS 122712
Lineage: Eukaryota; Fungi; Ascomycota; Eurotiomycetes; Eurotiales; Aspergillaceae
Exons: 1
Coding region: 1-831 (276 amino acids)
Biological process (GO): GPI anchor biosynthetic process
Cellular component (GO): endoplasmic reticulum
Molecular function (GO): N-acetylglucosaminylphosphatidylinositol deacetylase activity
Source: RefSeq, a predicted model, not a curated record